AUUUUGGUCAACUUGAUUGUUUUAAAGUGCUUAACAAAUAAAGUUGGAUUGGAUUGGAUCAUUUAGCUCGGGCGCACUGAAACAGCUGUGAACAACUUGAAGUGAAGAUUCAGGUGGACUACCACUUUGAGGAGGUUCAGAAGCCAUGUUCGAUGAAGACAAGUGUGCCACGCAGCUCUACGAGCACGACUUCUUGGGGGAGUUCAUUUGCACACUGGGAGUGAUUGUGUCCAAUAAGAAACUUCACAGACCGUUGAUCUUAGCCAAUGGGAAGCCAGCAGGCAAAGGAUCCAUUACGGACUUCUUCGGGAAGUCAGACCCCUACCUGGAGUUUCACAAACAGGGAGAAGACGGCAAAUGGAUGCUGGUGCACAGGACAGAGGUCAUUAAGAACACUUUAGAUCCAGCAUGGAAAUCCUUCACUGUACCACUAAUUUCUCUGUGCAAUCGAGAUGUGGACAGAAACAUCAAGGUCCUGUGUUACGACUACGAUAAUGAUGGAGGCCACGACUUCAUAGGAGAGUUUCAAACCACGGUUACCAAGAUGAGUGAAGCUCAGAACUCAGUGGAGCGGCAAUGGCGCCGCACUGCUGUGUUCCCCAGUGCACUUCGUCACACAGGAAAAAAUCCAACAGAGGGCAAACAUUUCACCGUUUUCCAGAGGAUAAGGGACUACGUUGAGAGUGGAUAAAAAAUAUCAGAAGGGAUCCUGGUCGUAAUUUUAAGAAGCACGCCUCAGUGUCAUCCAGAACUGUGCUGAAUGAGCAUGGCUGUGAUGGUAGAGGAAACGGGGGAUCAUCACCAGCCCUGGUAGACUGUGCUGUGUGGUAGGUAAGCACAGAUCCCUUUGGAAGGUCUCCAAAGUCGGUGGGGACAAGAGCAGCAGACUGCUUUCUGUUCUCCUCCAGCAGCUUGAACAUCUGACUCUUGCUCUGUAUUGCACUCAGGUUUCAGUGUAGGCUCUCUGCAAAGGCAGAUGAUGGAACACAGGGCAGUACAGAUUCGA
Dicentrarchus labrax (European seabass) is the source of this 1006-nucleotide messenger RNA. RefSeq names its product copine-2-like. Lineage: Eukaryota; Metazoa; Chordata; Actinopteri; Moronidae. Gene Ontology annotation, molecular function: calcium-dependent phospholipid binding. Bases 146 to 691 code for a protein of 181 amino acids. The transcript has 7 exons. Gene Ontology annotation, cellular component: plasma membrane. Gene Ontology annotation, biological process: cellular response to calcium ion. The record is from RefSeq and is a predicted model, not a curated record.